AUGUUCCGAGAAGCCCUUAUCACUGGAUUUUAUGGUCUUCAAGAUGCCAGGGAUUGGUACGAGCUUUCAUGUCGUGCUCAGGACAUGAAUCGAGAUUUGGUGUGGCAUUAUAUGGAUGUAGAGACGCGCAUGGUUGCUCCAAUCUGUCCACACUAUGCUGAAUAUGUGUGGAGGGAGGUUUUGAAGAAGGAUGGAUUUGUAGUAAGCGCAGGCUGGCCUGCAUCUGAUGCUCCAGAUCUAAUCCUCCAAAGUGCCAAUAACUAUUUGAAAAAGUCGAUUGAUGUAAUGAGGAAGAAGCUUAGAAAGCACCAGCCAAAUUCUAAGAAAGCCGGUAAUAAUGGUGCUCCAAUUUCAUCUUUGGUAGAAGGGAAGAAGCUAAUAGGCCUGAUAUAUGUGAAGAAGCAAUUUGAUGAGUGGAAGGCAGAUUGCUUAAGGAUACUUCAGAAUAACUUCAACAUAGAGACUCGUACUUUUGCUCCGGACAGGGUGAUAUUGGAGGCACUGCAGAGUAGUUCUCUUGGACAGGCUAAAGAUUUUAGACAAAUCCAGAAUCUUUGCAUGCCUUUCGUGAAGUCGAAGAAGAAUGAGGCAGUUCAACUUGGGGCUCAGGCCUUAGAUUUGAAGUUACCAUUUGGAGAGAUUGAGGUACUUAAAGAUAACUUAGACUUGAUUAAGAGACAACUGGAUCUUGAAGAGGUAGAAGUUUUGUCUGCUGCCAACCCUGAUGAUCGUGCAAAAGUUGGUCCUCAUGUUAAACAGAUAGAGCAGAAUCCUCCAUUCCCUGGAAGCCCAACUACCAUCUUCUUGACCCGGUAA
Molecule: messenger RNA, 816 nt
Organism: Prunus armeniaca (apricot)
Lineage: Eukaryota; Viridiplantae; Streptophyta; Magnoliopsida; Rosales; Rosaceae
Source: the annotation of a GenBank genome assembly